UCUCUCUCUUCCUCUCAUACCCUCUUCUUCUCUUUCCCCCCCUCUCGUUCUCUCCUCACCAUAAGCUACAUGAUAUUAUCCUCCCCUCUCUAACUCCUCGCAUCACAAGACGCUCGAAAUCUUCCAAAGAACAAGAGCAAGCAGAAUCCAAAAUGCCUGUGAAAUGGACACCUGAAAACGAUCAGCUUCUUCUCUUGAAGAUAUUGGAAACUCAUGAACUCUCAGUCGAUACGAAGAAAGUUGCUGCGGCAUGGGACGCCACUGCAAAAGAGAAACCCACUCCCCGCGCCAUUACUGAACGUCUCGUGAGGAUUCGCCAGUCUGCUCGCGAGCGUGGGGGUGGCAAUUUCUCCGUAUCCAAAAAGUCCUCCAGCGCGACGUCUACCCCCCGCAAGCCCUCACAGAGGACCGCGACCACACCCGGCUCUUCAGCGACCAAACGAAAGAGAGGGGUCCAAGAUGAGGAUGAGGAUGACUUAACUAUAGACCUCAACACUCCUACCAAAAUCCCGACCUCCGAGUCUGUCCUCGCGGGAAGUACCCUGGACCUCGCCGGUGUGGAUGAUGACACUCCUGUGAAGCGUAGUCGGAGCCGCCCUGCUCCUGCUCCUGGUAUGGUUAGUCAGUAUGUAGUUGACAGUGAUGAGGAAAAUGAGGAGGAUGGUGAUGAGAGCGGGGGCAGUGAGUAUGUGCCGGAUGAUUCGCUCGUUGAAGUCAAGUAUGAGCCUAAUAUUGAGGUUGUUUGAUUUGUGUCGGCGACAGAUUGGCAAUGGCUCAUCUCUGCUGCCUCUCUGAUUUACAGGUGGUUUUGAGAGUAGUCUAUUCAGGGAUUACACAGGAUAGGACUGGUAUUACUAAUUUCUAGGGAGAUUGGAUCGGAACGCUGUCUAGAAUAGAAGACUUAAAUGAA
Monascus purpureus is the source of this 910-nucleotide messenger RNA. The record is from the annotation of a GenBank genome assembly. NCBI's taxonomy places the organism in Eukaryota, Fungi, Ascomycota, Eurotiomycetes, Eurotiales, Aspergillaceae.